Molecule: messenger RNA, 2602 nt
Organism: Vespa crabro (European hornet)
Lineage: Eukaryota; Metazoa; Arthropoda; Insecta; Hymenoptera; Vespidae
Product: histone acetyltransferase type B catalytic subunit-like
Exons: 13
Coding region: 193-2418 (741 amino acids)
Biological process (GO): nucleoside metabolic process; subtelomeric heterochromatin formation
Cellular component (GO): nucleus
Molecular function (GO): histone H4 acetyltransferase activity; histone binding; S-methyl-5-thioadenosine phosphorylase activity
Source: RefSeq, a predicted model, not a curated record
GAAAUAAUUAUUGUUAUAUUCUCAAUUUAAAGUUUGAAAUAUCAAUAUAAAAUAUUGUUUUUAUUUUUUUCUUUGUUUAUAUAUAUUCAAAUAUCUACGCAGCAAUAAAUUGUUUCGUGACAGUUGUGUUCUAUGAUUUUUUUUGUCACUCGUGGUAUUAUAACCUAUAUACAAAGAUUUUUUUAAAGUAACAUGGAAGAUCCAAUUUCAGCGCAUUUGAAAAAUUUAGUGGUCAGUAGUAAUGAAUGUUUGGAGUUGAAAUUAAUACGUGAUAUUAACGAUUUAGAAGAUGAUAGAACUUCGUUUAAACCAGAAAUGUCUCAUCAAAUAUUCGGAGACAGUGAAACUAUAUUUGGUUAUCGGGACUUAAAAGUGAAGCUGUAUUACUCAGCAGGUUCAUUAGAAACUUAUUUGGGUAUGACUUAUUCUGAGAAAGUAAACAAGCUUACUUAUGAGGGUGUUGAAGCUGAUGAAGUAUUAUCAAAAGUUGCGGAAAAACUUACACCUAAUAUCCAUACUAAUCUAGAUCCCUUUGUUGAAUCUCUUAAAAAGGAUAGAACAUUCAGACCUUAUGGAGAACUACUUUAUUCUUUUUCAGUAAAUGAUAAUGAUUGUACAAGACAAUUCGAAGUUUAUAAAGCGGAUAUGACAUGUAAAGGCUUUAGAGAAUAUCAUCAACGUCUUCAAACAUUUGUUUUAUGGUAUAUAGAUGCUGCUAAUUUCAUAGAUAUUGAUGAUGAUCAAUGGCAUUAUUUUAAUAUGUUUGAGAAAUAUAAAUCAUCAUCUGGAUAUACUCAGUAUGGAACAAUUGGUUUUGCCACUGUUUAUCAGUAUUAUGCAUAUCCUCAUCAUACUAGACCACGUAUCGCUCAAGUAUUAAUUUUACCUUUGUUUCAAAAUAUGGGUCUUGGUACUCAUUUACUGCGUGGUAUUUAUCGUGAGUAUAUAGGUAGAAAUGAAGUCAAAGAUAUAACAGUAGAAGAUCCAUCUGUUGGUUUUCAACGAAUAAGAGAUUACGUAGACGCAAUGAAUUGUAGUAAAUUACCUAGUUUUUCACGAGAAUGUUUACUUCAAGGUUUCAAUAAAACAAUGGUUAUUGAAGCUAGGGAAAAACAUAAAAUCAAUAAGAAACAAGCACGUAGAGUAUACGAAAUUUUACGUCUGCGUAUAACGGAUAUUUCAAACGAGCAAGAAUAUCGUGAUUACAGAUUAGAUGUUAAAAAAAGACUGAAUAUUCCUUAUAAACGGGAACAAAAUGAUAUCAAAAAAUUAGAAUUAGUUUUGAAAAACCUGAAUAAACGUUCGAAUAUUACAUUACCUGCACCAGAGCAACGUAUGAAAAUACUUGAGAAAUCAUAUCGUGUUUUGGAAGAAGAUUAUAAGAAGGUCGUUAAACGUUUGGAAGAUGAAACUGAGUUACUUAUGAGUUUCUACUUCCUAUUACUUACUUCCUAUAGACACUUAAUUUCUUUAAAAUUAUCUAAUUAUCACGGUUCUAUAUAUGGAUUAUUUUCUGAUAUUGUAGUACAGAAAAAAUUAUUCUGUUCCCAUUUUAAAAUGUCGAAGUAUCAAGUUAAGAUAGGCAUUAUUGGAGGGUCAGGACUCGAUGAUCCAAAUAAACCAAUAUUUAAUUGUCAUUUUGAAACUAAACGUGAAGAUGCAACAAAUGAAUUUGGAGUACCAUCGAGUAACCUAUAUCAUGGAACUAUUUCUGGAGUAGAUGUAAUUUUAUUAUCUAGACAUGGAUCAGAUCAUAGUAUAAAUCCAAGUAAUAUAAAUUAUCGUGCAAAUAUUGAAGCUUUAAAAAUUGCUGGAUGUACUCAUAUUCUUGCAUCAUCUGCUUGUGGUUCAUUAACAGAAUCUAUAUGCAGGGGACAAUUAGUUAUACCAGAUAGUUUUCUGGAUAGAACAGUUAAGAGACAUGGUACUUUCUUUGAUGGCACUUCUAAUAAAUAUUCAGGCGUAUGCCACAUGCCAAUGGAACCAGCAUUUGAUCCGCAUACUUCAAAGAUUUUAUUACAGGCUGCAAAAGAUCUUUGCUUAGAAGUAAGAGAAGGUGCAACAAUAGUAGCAAUAGAAGGACCACGAUUUUCUUCUAAAGCUGAAAGCAAUGCAUUUCGCCUUUGGGGUGGACAUUUAAUUAAUAUGACUAUUUGUCCAGAAGUCUGUUUAGCAAAAGAAGCAGGCUUAUUGUAUGCAGUUAUAGCAAUGGCAACAGAUUAUGAUUGCUGGAAAGAGUGUGAAGAAAAUGUAAAUGCAGGUGAUGUUUUAGAAGUAUUCCAACAAAACGUUACUAAAGUAACAGAUUUGUUUAUAAGAGCAAUAGAAUUAAUAGGGGUAAAAAAUUGGGAUCAAGAUAUUAAUAAUUUGCAGGAACUCAUUAAAAGCAGUAAUGUAUCACGUAAUGCAUCAUGUUAAAAAAACAAAUUGAUCAAAUGGAUUCAAUUUUUAAAAGAAGUUAUGCUAACAAAAUAUGUUUUAUAAUUGAAAAUAUUCAUUUCUUUAAGUAUUAAUAUUUAUUUAUAUUUGACCCAAGAGUUUAAUGAUAUCCAUAGAACACAUUUUUUUAUCUUCAAUAAAUAUGUUAAUGAUUAAAAUGAAA